CUCCAAAGUAUUGUUUUGUACCAUUCGAAUAUUGGAGCCACGAAAUAUAAAGAAAAAUGAAAUCUCUCAUUGGGGUUGCUUUCUUCUUGAUAGCUAUCAGCUAUGGGACAACAGAAGAAAUCCGGCAGCGAAGCCCCAAGUGCGCUGCGCGGUAUGGAUACUCUCCCAUCGAUGGCAGUUGCGACGCCUACAUAGAAUGUAUGGAUUUCGAAGCCAGACAUAUGCAGUGCCCUGAUGGACUUCAUUACGACCCUAAUGCAGUCUGGCCCGCGUACCCAUGUGGAUACCCUUCGGAAGUCCCUUGCAAAGGUCGUGGAUCUCCUCAGCCAGCAAAAGCAACAGCGGAAUGCCCUCACCAGUACGGCUUCUUCCCAUCCCCGAGGGCCACGUCGAGCGAGUGUGGGUACUACCACCGGUGCGUGGAAGGCAAGGCCUUAGAGAUGCAGUGUCCGCCCGGCCUGGCCUUCAACCCUGAGACUGCUCGCUGCGACUGGCCAGAUCUCGUGGCUUCUUGCAAUCCUGACGAAUUCCUGGGUUUUAAGUGCCCACCUCCUCAACUGGACGAAAAUAACAAACCUUUGGAUAUUGUUAUCAACUUCAAGUACGAGGGUAACUGCUUCGCGUUCUACUCGUGCAUCCACGGCAACGCUCGGCUGCUCACCUGCGACCCGGGCUUCGGCUUCGACCCCAGCUUCGGCAGCUGUAGGCCCUCGGACAAGAUCAAUUGUGAAAACCCGAGGCAUGCUCCAAUAAGUAAAGAAAUGAAAGUGAUCGCUGAACAAACUGACCCAAACAUCGCUAAUGAGACUAAAAUACUCCUUUCAAAAAAUGAAAAACUUAUUGAAAGACCGCAAAUAACAUACACCAACACUGACCUUACUACAACCGGAGUGAACACAAAAACAAAGCAAUUAUCUUCGUCGUUAUCUCCUGUUAGACCUAUUAUUAAACACUUAAAAGACACUCUUCGAACUACAACGUCGACUUAUAGUAGAAACACUAUUUCCCCACAAUUUCCAAUCUCACAUGUCUUAAGGAAACAGGAACCUUGCUCUGACCCAUCAUUGGCGGAAUGUAAACCCAAAUCACUGAAAAGACCUUCGCUACCAUACAAACCUAACAUUACCAGCAGCUGCCCUCGUUGGUACGGCCACUUCCCGCUUGACUUUACUGAAUGUUCCAAAUACAUUCGGUGUGAAUUCGGCAAACCCACCAUCAUGCCUUGCCCUGCUGGUCUAGUCUUUAAUGCCGAACUGGAAGUUUGUGACUGGCCGGUAAAUGUGCCGUCGUGCAAUCCUGAAGUGUUCAGAGGAUUUAAGUGUCCAGUAUCAGAAAUUGAUAAAAAUGGAACAGAGGAUACAAUUAUUAACUUCAGAUAUGGUCAGAGUUGCAAGAAAUAUAUAGCUUGCCAAGAUGGACGUCCACGUCUCCUUCAUUGUGAUCUUGGUCUUUCUUUCAGUCACGAAACGGGUAGUUGUAUUAGAUCAGACUUUGUGUCGGACUGUAAAAAAAGAAAAUAAAAACUCACUACAAACUAUUUUAAUAGGUAGGUACCUAUCAAGCUCACGAUAAAAUCAAAACUCAAGCCAUAUUUCGAUAUGUCGUGUGUGUGGUAGACAUUACCCUCCAUUGUAUCUAUAGGUACUACUCUUGCGCGAAGCCAUUCAAUGCUAAACAAAUGCUGAACCGCAAGAAUACUCGAGCCUGCGACAUAAUUGAAAAUAUGUUAAAAAGUAUUUUCCUGUCGCAAAAUAGCCACGCCCUAAUCAUCUCCUAAUCAUCCUCCUCAUCAUCCUUUCUAUAAAAUAUUUUCAGAAAUAUACACCGAUUGAUAAAUAACUAUUAGUAAUGUUUAUCUGUAAUUAAAAGUCAUAAAAUAUAUACAAUGUAUUAUAGUUUUUACGAUGAUAAAUCCACGGGUUAACAAAGCCGCAGUACUGCCUGUCUCCUGUUCAACUAGAGUUGCAACGAUAUAUCGGCAAACCGAUAAUAUCAAAGUUAAAAUAUCGACAUUUUUAUUGAUAUUUGCGCUAUAACGAUGCGAUAAUAUCGAUAUCAUAUCCUAAGAAAAAUAUCGAUAACUCAGGACCUUAGAUAUG
Molecule: messenger RNA, 2099 nt
Organism: Plodia interpunctella (Indianmeal moth)
Lineage: Eukaryota; Metazoa; Arthropoda; Insecta; Lepidoptera; Pyralidae
Exons: 10
Coding region: 57-1520 (487 amino acids)
Cellular component (GO): extracellular region
Molecular function (GO): chitin binding
Source: RefSeq, a predicted model, not a curated record